UAUGGACAACCUAUUCAAGAGUUUGAUAAUUGUGCUGUAUAUACGACCUAGCUUUUUCAGUGCCCUUGAAAAAAAUAAAAUAAACUAAAUCUUUUAUAAUUUUAAUUUUUGAAAACGGGGCUUGAACCCGACGUGAAUCGAACACGCAACCUUCUGAUCUGGAGUCAGACGCGCUACCAUUGCGCCACGGAUCCACUGGUAGUUUUUGGGAGCAGAAUAAUAAUAAUAUUUCCUAGCGAAGUGUAAGCAUCACUACACCCAUAGGAAGAAUUGCCUGACUGGAUUUGUGAUGUUAAUUCACUUUCCACAUUGCGAUCUCUUCUUCAAAACCCUAAUCCCAAAUUCUCAGGCUCAGCGAAUACCUCAAUUUUCCCAUUCGAUGCAAUCUUGUUUCCGGGAAUGAAAUUGAAGCAUUCCAUCGUCAUUCUCCGAUGACUUCGAUUUGGACUAUUCAAUUCCAAUCCCUUCCUUUUCAGCCCUCAAUUUUGGGCUCCAAGCACCACAUUCCUUCAUAUGUUGUAGAGCUCAGACCAGAGGUUAGCUCGAGUUAUGGUCGACUUAACUGGACUCGGCGAUUGUCGCUCAGACAAAUGUUUGUGCUGAGAGCCAUUGACCGUUCCGCAAACUCUGGUUGCGAGGACCAGAGUUCCCAAGAUGAGACAGUGAAGAGUGAAGCUGAGACUACGAUUAUCCAAGACCCAGUUCGCAAAUUGCAAGGAAUGAUCAGCUCCUUUCCUCCCAUUGUUUUCGGGAUGAGACAACGUAUGGGAUCCCAUUUUGCAAUUGGGAUAUGUAUUGCAACAGCAUUUUUGGUAAUGGCUGUGAGAGUUUAUAUGGUGAGGAAGUCAAGGUAUAGCCGUCCUGGCUCUGUAGCUGAUUUAGUCAGACGUGGCCAACUGAGAUCUGAUAGAAGAGGCAUAUCAAGGCCUCUUAAGUAUGAUGACCCAUUCGAUAAUCCACUGGUGAAGGUGGGUAAGAACAAUUCAACCGUAGAGAUGUGUGGAAAGGUUUACCGCCUAGCCCCAGUUACCCUUACGGAAGAGGAACAAGCUAUACAUCAGAAAAGGAGAUCACGAGCAUACCAAUGGAAGAGACCAACGAUAUUCCUUAAGGAGGGGGAUUCUAUACCUCCAGAUGUUGACCCUGAUACGGUAAGGUGGAUUCCUGCAAAUCAUCCAUUCGCCACCACUGCUAGUGACAUUGAUGAAGAUUUAGCACAAAACAAUGUAUAUCAAAAACAUGGUGUUCCAUUCCGCAUUCAAGCUGAGCAUGAUGCACUGCAGAGAAAGCUUGAAGCUUUACAUAGUGACCAAAAGCUGAACAAAUUAGUGAUCGAGCCCGGCAAUGCUAAAGAUUUUGAGAGAGCAUUCAAAUCAUAUUCAAAGCCAAUAGAACGUGGUGAAGAAAACUUUUUGAAUGAUCAUGCAAGUAGCAGCAAGCCUCCCUUAUCAGAAUCAGAGGAAAUGCAGAAACCAUAAGUAGUGCAUCUUCAUCUGUCCUAUUUUAUUGUUCUCAUUUUCCAAAGACUUGGCAAUGAUUGCUGGCAUUUUAAUAUCUACAAGACAGGUCCUGGUAAAAGUGAAGGGUGGACUGUAAAUAGAAUCGUUUGGUUUCAUAUCCUUGUAUAAACUGUUUGCGGAAUGCAAUUUUAUUCUCUAGAGAGUCUUACCUAAACCAUGUUCAUUGUAAAGUUGUAUGUUGCGUAACAAGUUUUGCUCUGUUUCACGUUUUAUAAACAAACUCGUUAUACGUGUA
Ziziphus jujuba (common jujube) is the source of this 1755-nucleotide messenger RNA. RefSeq names its product protein MULTIPLE CHLOROPLAST DIVISION SITE 1. Gene Ontology annotation, cellular component: chloroplast inner membrane; chloroplast. Bases 432 to 1478 code for a protein of 348 amino acids. Gene Ontology annotation, biological process: chloroplast fission. The transcript is spliced from 5 exons. NCBI's taxonomy places the organism in Eukaryota, Viridiplantae, Streptophyta, Magnoliopsida, Rosales, Rhamnaceae. The record is from RefSeq and is a predicted model, not a curated record.